AAAUCGUUAGGUGGUGAAGACAUAUCUGCUGAAAUAUUACUUACUCAAAUGAAAAAUUAUCAUGAAUUUGUAAAACCAUAUAAUAACUAUUGGGUGAAUAAUACUAAUAUAUUAACUAGUGUAAAAGAAUUUUUUCUGUACUUCAGUAGUUCUAUAGUCAAAGAAG
Molecule: messenger RNA, 166 nt
Organism: Scutellospora calospora
Lineage: Eukaryota; Fungi; Glomeromycota; Glomeromycetes; Diversisporales; Gigasporaceae
Source: the annotation of a GenBank genome assembly